AUGGAGGUUGGUUUUUCAGUUAAGAUAGAGUUGGCGAUGAUACUGCUUUGUUUGAUGAAGACAACAAACCCAGAACUACUCGAUAAUCUGCUUACUCCCAAAGCAAUAUGUCCCAAACAAUGUGCUGUUUGUUCUUCCAUCGAAAUGCUCUGUUCUGGUGCCAACAUCACAGAUGUCCUAAACUAUGAUAUGGAUCCUCAAUUAGUAAAUUUAGACUUUUCAAACAUGUCAUUGAACUUUAUUCCACUCGAAGUAUCAUACAUGACUAAAUGCAAGAAACUCAAUCUAUCUAUGAACAACAUCCAAAAUAUCGAUAAGAUUGCUUUAGAAAACUUAUGGAAUCUUGAAGAUCUGAUAUUGAGCAAUAACUCCAUUAAGGACAUCGCUGAUAUAAAUCCAAGUGAAUUGUUUAACUAUAACAAGAAACUCAAGUUUCUAGAUUUAUCGAACAAUCCUUUCUUUGAUCUUGGUCAAGACAAUAACACUAUAUUGAUCAGUGAAUCACUAGAAGUGUUAGACGUUAGUCAAUGUCAAAUUGUCUCAUUGAUUGGACCAAUUGUGCUCAGUGGACUCAAAAAGCUGAAAUACUUAAACUUGUCCAAUAACCCAUUAAAACGAUUGGAUGGACUGUGGUCGGACUCAAUAACCACGUUAAACUUACGUGGCUGUAUCCUCGUCUAUCUCAGCGAUGAUGCUCUGAGUGGAUUUACAAAUCUCGAACUAUUGGACGUCAGCCUAAACGAUCAGCUGUUUAUCGACAAUACAAUACAAUCCACGUCACUCGCAACGCUUGACAUUUCGCAGUGUUCAGUGCGCAUACCGAAUUUGCAUGGUAUGCUUGAUCUUAGAACUGUAUUUAUGAACGGCAACCGAAUUAAAAGACUUACAGCUUAUCAAUUUGCAAAUAGCACAAAACUGAUCAAUUUGGAUAUAUCUGAAAACCACGUCGAAACUGUGGACCCGUUAGCAUUUUACGGCAUGUCGUCGCUUAUGUUUUUGGACUUGUCUAUAAAUUUUAUCAUAGAAAUCGCAUGGGAAUCCGUUAUGGCUACACUGCCGUCACUGGAAUCGAUGAACCUUUCGUACAACUUCGUCUCUCAAAUUGGACGGCUGAAAUCGAACUCUCUCCGCCGACUGAACCUCGAUCACUGUUGGAUCCAUUCGAUUCCGAACGGUGCAUUCGUUCAACUAGAGAAAUUGGGCGAGCUCAUAUUAUCCAACAACCCAUUACAAAUGUUACUACCAGGUAGCUUCAACUCAUCACACAUGUGGUUUUUGGAUCUCAGCUAUUGUCGGAUAUCGCACCUGAUAUCGUACGAGUUUGUCAACUCGCCCAAUCUUACAGAAAUAAGGUUGACCGGGAACCGUUUAGUGACUUUGAAAAAUGGCACGUUCAAUAAAUGCACUAAGCUGAAAUACGUUUACUUGGAUGACAACCCGUGGACGUGUGACUGUUACAGUGCUGAUUUCGCCUACAUGGCCGUACUGGCCAAUAGAACUACCAAGCAUUCUCCAAUUGAAAGGGCGCCCAGCUGUCUGAGCCCUGACAACGUUACCGGAAUGCUGUGGCACGUGGCGUGCGGCAACAGCCCCGCGUACGCCCGAGACAACCGGAAGAACUUCUCGAUGGCCAUCGGCGUCAUACUCAUACUGUGCGUGUCCGGGCUGAUGGCCAUAUUCGUGGCCGUCCACGAGAACAUGAAAACCCGGCAGAUGAUGCGCCGGCGGCGGCAGUUGGACGAGUACGGCAACCCCGACCGGUCCGGCGGUGGCGCGGGAACGGCCGGCCCCGACGAGUACUUCGACGAGUACGCGGCCGCGGCGGAAUCGGCUCGCAAGAUGUCGCAGCUGCCUUCGUACGACGAGGCGGUCAUGUUGCCCAAGCCACCGCCAGAACCGCGCCGGAGCAAGCGGCACAGUUGCACGCAGACGGACGAGGCCGACGUGACGGACGUGGUGGCCGCCGCCGCCGCUCCGCCUGCCACCGGUGGAGUCUACAGUGGCGUCUACUGGCUACUGCCGCCGCCACCUGGGUUACACGUCACCGAGCUUUGA
This is a messenger RNA of Macrosiphum euphorbiae (potato aphid), 2055 nucleotides long. Lineage: Eukaryota; Metazoa; Arthropoda; Insecta; Hemiptera; Aphididae. The record is from the annotation of a GenBank genome assembly.